AUGAGCGCGGUAAAAAAGUUGAUUCCUCUGAUGGACAGAGUUCUGGUGGAGAGAGCAGUCGCGGCGACGAAAACGAGCGGGGGGAUUUUGUUGCCAGAAACCGUCGGAAGUAAAGUACGUCGGAUGAAUUCUCAUUCUCAUUCUUCUUCUUCUUCUUCUUCUUUAGUCUUCUUUUUAUGA
Messenger RNA from Bathycoccus prasinos, 180 nucleotides. RefSeq names its product AGAP001502-PA. The transcript has a single exon. The record is from RefSeq and is a predicted model, not a curated record. Gene Ontology annotation, biological process: protein folding. NCBI's taxonomy places the organism in Eukaryota, Viridiplantae, Chlorophyta, Mamiellophyceae, Mamiellales, Bathycoccaceae. Gene Ontology annotation, molecular function: protein folding chaperone; ATP binding. Bases 1 to 180 code for a protein of 59 amino acids.